AAUGUGCAGAGGCCAAGGCUCCCUCCCCUCCAGGCUGUUCUGGAGCUGGGGCCGGAGGCCCUGGGCCCCCUCUGGGCCCCGCAGGAGCUGCUAAACCAGCCAGCAAGGGAUUAACGGGGCUGUACAGCCUGCCUGCCUUCAGGCCGAUGCCAAAAGGUCUGUGCUAUCUCCUACCCCCCCCCCCUGCCAGGCCCCUUGCUGACUGGCAGCCAGGUCUGGCCCAGCUUUGACGGGAUCCCUUCUUUUACCCCUUUUACAUCUCCAAGAGACCCCGCAGUGCGUAUUCCCUGGUCUGGCCUCCUCUGUUUUUGAUACGCAUGGCCCCUAGGUACCCAGAACCCCCUCUUCCCGGUACCCCUUCUCCAGCCCAAUCUCUCCAUAUCUGGCUUCAGAGCCCUCUCCAAAAAGUUUUCCUUGAUGUCUUACCUGCUGCAAAUUGCAAUUCAAUUUCCUUUCUGUCGUAGUCAGAGAGGACAGGAAGCCCCCAGGGUCAGAUGAGCCCUGUGAGGGCAAAAUCCGUCAUCUCGGGGCUGGUGCUUGGCGUAGGAAUUAGGAGAAUUUUAGGGCACUGGCAUCCAAGGGGUUUCCCCGGCAGAAAGGCCCUGAGGACAAGCAGGGUCCCUCCUCCUAGGCCCUCCCUUCUCUAUCCCUGGUGGGGGUGGCGGGGGCAGGGGCACCUACCUGGGCCGAGGCCCCACCUCCCCAUCCCCAGGGAGCUGGGCAGGAGCUUUGCUGGGGACCCUGCCCUGGCUUAGGCGGCUGCUGUGGGCGGGCCCCUGGCUUUGCCAGUGCCUGGGCCUCCGCCUGCAUUCUAGAGCCCCAGUCGCUGCCACUGCGCUGCUGCUGCCUUGGCUGGGCUGCCGCCUCUCCUCAGCCUUUGACCACUGCUGCACCCCACCCCAGCCCAGCUGCUCCGCUCACCUGGCCAUGACCCCGGCCCUGCCAGGGACCCUGGCCCAGCCCUGAGCUCUGAGGCCCCCAACCCUCUCCUCUGGGCCAUGGCCAACUCGGGCCUCCAGCUCCUGGGCUACUUUCUGGCCCUGGGUGGCUGGGUGGGCAUCAUCGCCAGCACAGCCCUCCCGCAGUGGAAGCAGUCCUCUUACGCUGGUGACGCCAUCAUCACCGCCGUGGGCCUCUACGAAGGGCUCUGGAUGUCCUGUGCCUCCCAGAGCACCGGUCAGGUUCAAUGCAAGCUCUACGACUCACUGCUUGCUCUGGAAGGUCACAUCCAGUCUGCACGAGCCCUGAUGGUGGUGGCUGUCCUCCUGGGCUUUGUGGGCAUGGUCCUCAGUGUCGUCGGCAUGAAGUGCACCCGGGUUGGGGACAGCAACCCCAUUGCCAAGGGCCGCAUCGCCAUCUCCGGGGGUGCCCUCUUCCUCCUGGCAGGCCUCUGCACUUUGACUGCUGUCUCAUGGUAUGCCACUCUGGUGACCCAGGAGUUCUUCAACCCAAGCACACCUGUAAAUGCCAGGUACGAGUUUGGUCCGGCCCUGUUUGUGGGCUGGGCCUCUGCUGGCCUGGCCAUGCUGGGGGGCUCCUUCCUCUGCUGCACGUGCCCGGAGCCUGAGAGAGCCAACAGCAGCCCACAGCCCUAUCGGCCUGGCCCCUCAGCUGCCACCCGAGAACCAGUUGUUAAAUUGUCUGCCUCCAUCAAGGGCCCCCUGGGUGUAUAAUGUCCCCAGCCUGGCUUUGUACCCCUGCCACACCUAGACUGUGUGUUUGGUAUUUUUUGGAAAGAGAAGUGAAUGUCAAGCUCAAGUGUGGUGUCAUUUGAUCUGUCCCUGGCAUGGCUAGGGUGGGGCCUGGCUCAGAGGUCAGAGCUGGUCCCUGUUGUUGUUCGGCAUAAAGAUGGGGACCCAGAGGUCCAGGGUGGGUUACGAAGCACAUCCAGGCUGAUCAGGGCUCCUGUCCACUGCCUAGUAACCUCCCCAGCCUGGCCUGGGGUUGGCGCCAGGACCUUCUUGAUAGGAGACCCUACCCUGAGACCUGGUCCAGUGCUGGGGGCCAUUCCUGGGGUCAGGGUACCCCUGGUCUGAAGAGACACACAGCCUCACCUGUUACUCUCCGUUCCUGGGAGCCCUCCUGUUGGGUUCUGGGGAUCAGAGCUGGGUUGAGGGAAAACUGUAGGAGUUCCCUAAGUGGAAAAGGGACUGGGGGAAGGGCAGUAGGGCCUUUCAGGCAUUUGGACUUUCCUGAGCAAGGUUGGAAGCUCCAGCUCUGCUCCCACCCAAAUGCCGCCCCUUGCCCACACCCACCAUUCCUCCUCUCCAGUCUGCUGAGGCCCGGCUACAGUCCUGUCCUAGAACAAGAGCAGGGAGCCGGCGGCCUGAGGCUGCCCGAGGCUGGCUGGAGCUCCAUCCUCACACAGAGGUGCGGUCAGAGCCGAAGGGCUUUUGGUCUUGAAGUACAGGGAACCAACCACCCUCUUCGUCUAGAAGAGGGAGAUGUCCUCAGAGGAACGUAAGGAAAAUUAACACACAUCAGCUCCUCCCCUAUGCUCAGGCCUCUCCAACCCCAAAUGUCCUCCCUGGAGCCUGGGUCUCUCUCUGACCAGUGCCCCCUCUCCCAUCUGGAAAGAGCUGACCAUAACUGUCCCUUGCCUUCCCCACACCCUCACCUAGCUCCGUUCUGGCUCCCUCCACCAGCAUGUUGUGCCACGUCUCCCACCAAGUCACAAAUGCCACGGACACGACUCCGCCCUCUCCACGAGCUUGACUCUGAGAGGCGAAGUCAGACAAGAUGGCUGCCGUGGGUGCUCCAGUGGGGGCGGGAGGGAUGGGAGGUGGGAAGAGCUCCUGAGGGAUAACGUAUGCGACGCCCUGGCCUGGCAGCUGCCGCACAGCCAUGGGAAGCCUUAGGAGAGGCCUGUCCAUGAGGCCUGUCCAGCCUCCGGCCAGAGGGGAUGGACACCUGACCCUAAAUGGGUUUACCCGAAUCCUACUUCCCCAAUUGCGAAUGAGCACUAUGCAAGUCCCUCUGGGUGCCUGAACUGUAACGCAGUGGUUUUGCUCCUGGAUGCACAUUUGAGUCACCUGGGGAGCUGACGCCUAGGCUCCACCCCCGACAUUUUGACUUAAUCGGCUUGGGGUGGACCGUGCAUCUGAGUUCAGGCAGCUCCCUGAACUGCGAUGUGUGGUCAGCAUCGAGGGCACCUCUGUGAGGCCUAAAGUUGGGGCCUCAUUUCUCACCGGUGCUGAGGGGUCUCAGAGGGAAAAAGGCACCUACAAGAGGAGAAGAAAGUCAAGUCCUGUCUCCCUCUGAAUUUCCUCAGACCAGGCUAGUCCAUGAGAUUCCCACAUUCUCCCCAUAAAUAUACCCUUUUUUGCUGAAAUAAUUUUGAGUUUGGUUUUUGUUACACAUAGCCCAAAGAGCUCUAACACCAAAUUUGGAACCUGGAACCUGAGUGUUGCAGCAAGAGCUCCUGUUAUGGGUGCCAGCUGAGCAUGGUGGGAUGCAGGGUACAGAGGCUCCACCUCUCUGUCCCAGGCUGGGCAUUUGGCAGCCUUUACUUAAUCUGGUCAUGAAGCAGUUGUCCAGGAAAUCGUACGUCGUCUCUUGAGGUUCAGUGCUUACCAGAGGCUUAGGACUCUUACCAAGCAAGGGUCCACUGCUGAUGUGCAUAGAAGCCAAUACUAUGACACCGGCUUUUGAGAAAGGAAAGCAGCUUUACUUACCAGUCAGCUGGCAAGACAGGAGGCAGGACUCAAAUCUGUCUUCCUUGAUCCAGGAUAUGGGGUGGGGGUUUAAGGGGUAGCAGUUAAGUGUUCACGAAUGUUACUCGUAAGUGUAACUUUUGUUCUGGGUCUUGUUAGAAACAAGAUAGAACCAGGUUCUAUGGUUACAGGGCUCGGUAGGAAGAUGUUGGGAUAGAAUAUGCUGUCUGCUUCUUGUGGCUUUCAGAGACAGGCUGUGAGAGAGACAAGCCCCAUGCCAGCAGGCAGGCCUGACGGCAGCGCAGAACAAGAGUCAGGGUGAUGCUUCCUGAAAGGAAGCCCUUUCUGCCCAUUGACUGGAGAGGGAGAGAGUCAGACCACCACAUACAACCCAGCUGGCAUGCUGAUCAACAACACAGUGGGCGCUGGCCAUGGGAAGGAGAUGUCUGGAAGAAGUUAGAGGGGUUUGAGGCUAGAAGAGUUUGGGAAGCCUGAAUCCCCAGGCCUCUCUAAAGCAACCUCUUUCAAAUGUCCACAUCAAGGUCACCUGGGCUGCUAACCUGCAGCAGAGCCAACUUUGCAGCCUCAUGGCUGGGCUCCUGUUUACUGUCCCAGCUUCAAGGCUAAAGGAUUGGAUGGAGACCCAAGAAGGUGGGUCAAAGGGUAUGAUCCUAAAGCUUUUGCUGUUGUUGAUUAGCAAACAUUGUUUUCCUGAGAAUGAAAUCGACAUGCCAUAAAAUACGGUUUGGGGAGGAAUAUACCUGUGUGCCCAGCCCCUAAGGAAGGCCCAUGUAACUAUAGGGAGCGAACCCAGGGUGCUGGAGCUGCUGGCCAGGGGACUCAUCUAUUUCCUGCAUCUGAGAAUAUGGAUAUGGACUGAAUAUUAGGUGAUUUCAAGGAAUUAUGGUUAAUUCUGUUAUAUGUAUUGUUCAUUUUUGUGAUAAUGACACUGUGGUUAUUUUUCUUUAAAGCCUUGUCUGUUUGAGGUGCAUACUGACAUGAUAUAAUGGCUGGAUUUACUUUAAAUAUUCUAGAAACAAAAAGGUCAGGGGCAGGGGAAGUUAUAAGACUGGGAAUCAGUGGUACUUAAGGGUUCACUCUGUUCUCCAAUCUGUGUGGAUAUUUGCAAGUGAAAUAAAUAAAAGGUUAAAAACCCCUUCCA
Messenger RNA from Hipposideros armiger (great roundleaf bat), 4815 nucleotides. RefSeq names its product claudin 19 (gene CLDN19). Gene Ontology annotation, cellular component: bicellular tight junction; membrane. The transcript has 5 exons. Gene Ontology annotation, molecular function: structural molecule activity. The coding region runs from base 999 to 1673 and encodes 224 amino acids. NCBI's taxonomy places the organism in Eukaryota, Metazoa, Chordata, Mammalia, Chiroptera, Hipposideridae. The record is from RefSeq and is a predicted model, not a curated record.